Anopheles maculipalpis is the source of this 4687-nucleotide messenger RNA. It is a transcript of the gene if, whose product is annotated as integrin alpha-PS2. Gene Ontology annotation, cellular component: external side of plasma membrane; integrin complex. Gene Ontology annotation, molecular function: integrin binding. The transcript is spliced from 9 exons. The record is from RefSeq and is a predicted model, not a curated record. NCBI's taxonomy places the organism in Eukaryota, Metazoa, Arthropoda, Insecta, Diptera, Culicidae. Bases 1 to 4665 code for a protein of 1554 amino acids. Gene Ontology annotation, biological process: integrin-mediated signaling pathway; cell-matrix adhesion; cell adhesion mediated by integrin.
AUGCGAAAUCAGGUUACAGUGCGUGACGGUGGACAUGCGCACGUGCCGCGGCGUACCGUCACCAUGCUGGUCGUCGCCGGGCUGCUGCUACUGCUGGUCACCGUCGAUCGUACCGCAACCGCAUUCAACCUGGAAACAAUCAACUACAUUCUGCAGGAGGGCGAACCGAACUCGAUGUUUGGCUUCAGCGUGGUGCUCCACCGGGAACAGAACAAGAGCUGGGUAAUUGUGGGCGCACCGACCGCCAACACAACGCAGAACAACGUGAUUGAGGGCGGUGCUGUGUAUCGCUGCGACAUUUACGACGAUCACCGGUGCUUUCUGGUGCCAUUCGACACGCAAGGAAACAACUUCAACGACCAAAACGAACAGAUUGACACGAAAUCGAACCAGUGGUUCGGUGCGACGGUAGCCAGUGCCGGGAUUGAUGGUCCGCUGGUGGCUUGCGCUCCACGCUAUGUGUUUCAUCAGCUGCAGCCAAGAAAGGUGGAGCGUGUCGAACCCGUCGGCACCUGCUACUUGGCGAAGAAGAAUAUGCAAGAAUUCCACGACUUAUCGCCUUGCCGAACAGCCUACUGGGGCUACCAUCGACAAGGAUCCUGUCAGGCAGGGUUCAGUGCCGCCCUAACGAAGGACGGUUCGCGUGUGUUUAUCGGUGCACCGGGCAGCUACUACUGGCAGGGACAAAUGUAUUCCAUUAACACCGACGUUGUGUUUCCCUAUAAACCCCCGCGGUAUGGUCAUUUUGGCGAAGGAGGCCAGAUCUAUUCGUUCAGUUUGAACGAUCCGAAGGAUAAGGUGUAUAAGACGCUCGAGGACACGAAGAAGGAGGAUGACAGCUACCUUGGCUACUCAUCCACCACCGGUGACUUUAAUGGCGAUGGUACGCAGGGUGUAGCGGUGGGCAAACCGCGCGGCGCUCAGCUACUGGGCAAGGUGCUGAUCUACUCCUGGAACAUGACGAACCAGCAGAACAUUACAGGUGAGCAGAUCGGGGCCUAUUUUGGCUACUCGCUGGCCGCUGUCGAUGUGGACGGCGAUCGGCUCGACGAUCUGAUUAUCGGUGCGCCCAUGUACACCGAACCGAACAACGAGGGCAAAUACGAAACGGGCCGUGUGUACAUCAUGUACCAAGGGUCCGUACCUUCCGGACGGUUCCGCGAGCUAGACACGCGGGACGGUGUUAACAGUAAGGCACGGUUCGGUUUGGCCCUCUGCUCGCUGGGCGAUCUGAAUCUGGAUGGGUAUGGUGACUUCGCGGUCGGCGCACCGUACGAUGGACCGAACGGGCGUGGUGCGGUGUACAUCUUCUACGGCUCGCGUACCGGUCCACUAGCUAAGGCGUCGCAGGUGAUCCAGGCGGAAGAUCUAGCGGUGGGAACGCGCCUAUCCACGUUCGGGUUCGCCGUAUCCGGUGGCAUCGAUCUGGACGGCAAUCAGUAUCCGGACAUGGUGGUCGGUGCGUACGAGUCGGACAAGACGUUCGUGUUCAAGGCACGGCCAGUCGCUGCGAUGGAGGCGAGUACGCUGUUCGGGACGGAACGUAAGCUGAUCGCACUGGACGAGCGCAACUGUACGGUGGUGCAGACGGGGAAGCUUGUCGCCUGUACCGUACUGCACUCCUGUCUCAAGUACAAGGGCAUCAACGUACCGUCGAUGCUGGACAUCGAGAUCUCGUGGACGCUGGACGCACGGAAACCUCGCAAUCCGCGCAUGUUUUUCCUCGACCAGGACAGCAACAGCAACCGUACCCAGUCGAUGCGGUUGACUCGCGACAAGCUAGAAUGCCGCAGCGAUACGGUGUACGUGGCGGACAACAUACGCGACAAGAUCACACCGCUCGAGGUGGAGAUGGCGUACCGAUUGCGCCAGAACACGCAGAACCGUCAGCGGCGCCCGCGCGCCAACGUUGAGCCAGUGCUCGACCACAACCGUGGUACGGUGCAGCGGGACACGAUCAACAUCCAGAAGAACUGUGGACCGGAUAAUGUGUGCGUGCCGGAUCUGCGCAUGGAGGUGAAGUCGGUCGACGACUAUCUGCUCGGUUCGAACAAUCUGCUCUCGGUGGAGGUGUUGAUCACUAACCGGGGCGAGGAUGCGUUCGAGGCAGGGUUCUACAUGGCCGUACCGAACGGGCUCGAUUUCCGGCGCGUGGACCGGCUGGGCGAGGUAAAGGAUGUGCCAGUGCUCUGCACCGCACCAUCCGCCGCGACAAAGAAAACGCUCAAGUGUGACAUCGGCAAUCCACUGUCGAGCGGCAAGGUGGUACACUUCAACGUUAUACUGGCGCCAUCGUUCUCCGCCGGUAUGGGCUCGAGCUACGACUUUUACCUGGAGACAAACUCGACAAACGCUGAGGUGGAGGGCAGCGAGCACGAUAAUGUGGUGCGCAAGAGCAUCGGCAUCCUGGUGCAGACGGACCUGUCGAUGUCGGGCGUAUCGCUGCCGGAGGAGUUCCUGUACAAUUACAGCGAGUAUCGGACGCUCGAGGAGGCGCGUACGGAGCGGGACAUUGGACCGCAGGUGGUACACAUCUACGAGAUCCGCAAUGAGGGUCCGUCGACGAUUGACGAGGCGGAAUUUUUCGUACUGUGGCCGUUCGAAACGCUGGACGGUGUGCCGCUAAUGUAUCUGCUGAAUCAGCCCGAAACGCACGGUAACAUUGAGUGUUUGCCGACGGAGUAUGCGAACCCGCUGAAUCUUGCCAUCGACAGUGCGCUCGCUAGGAAGAGUUUUCUCGAUAAGGUUGGCGUGUCCGGUACGAGCUUCUCCUCCACCAUGGGUCGUACGACCAAGUUUAGUAGCGUAUCUUCUACCGCGAUUGGUAGUGAAGGUGCGGUUGGUGGUAGUGGUGGUGGUGGUGGUGCUGGUGGUGGUGCUGGUGGUACGUCUUCGAUUUCCUACCUAGCUACUACUGGAUCAAGCUCAGGUCGUAGUGGCGGUAGUAGUAGCAGCAGCAGCAGCAGCACUGGUGGCAUCAGCAGCAGCAGUAGUAGCAGCAGCGGUGGCAGUAUUACUGGUAGCAGCAGUUAUAGUAGCAGCAGUAGCAGCAGCACUGGAAGUAGCAGUGGUGGAGCGAAUGAGUCAAGAUAUUCAUCCUCGGUUAGAGGAUCAUCGGCUACUGGUACGGAAGGAUCAAACUAUCAUCGCGUCUCGGGUGGUGGUAGUGGUGGCUCCGAACGGCGUUAUCAAACGGAGGGUAGUGAGGUGAUUGCUACUGGUCGGGUGCACGACCAACAUGGACAGUCGCAGGGCGAUGCCUACUCCAGGCAAGGUUACGAACAGCAAGGCUCACAGCAAGCCGAAGGCUAUCGACGUCAACACCAGCAGCAGUAUGAUGGAAGAACGCGCGUAACGGAUGCAAGUUAUGGAGGUGUCGGUGGAGCCGCUUCCGGCUUUGAUGCUGCAUCGAGUAGCAGCAGUAGUAGUAGCAGUAGUAGCGGUCGAAAUGGUACCUCGUCAUCGGUGGUAUACUACACGUCCAAGAAUCGCACCACCUACCGUGAUGAGGAUGGCCGAGUUCAUGUGUCCUCCGAGAGUAGUGAGUAUCAUCGCCACAAUUCCGGUCUAGCAGGCGGUGGUCAGGGUAGUCUAGCGUUUGAAGCUGGUUCGUCAUCAGACGCUACCUCAGGUUCGUCCACACGGCGCCGUAUGAUGAGCCAACAGGACGGUGAUGCAGCACCAUCCCGCACCGGUCUCAUUACCGAAUUCAUGCAUCUGGGCGAUUACACUGGCCCUGGCGUUGGAUCGACGGCCAGUCACGAUCUGAACCGGUUCGAGAACAAGUUCCGCACGGAGUACUCGCAGCAACAGCUUGGUGGAGGAUCCUCAUCGUACCAGGCCGGAUCAACGUCAUCCGCCUCUUCUUCGUCCGGCAGACAAACUCACUACACGAGCCGCGAGCACCAGCAUCAGCAGGUAGAAUCGGCCACGUAUGCUAGCAAUGCCUACAACGGAAUUGCGGACGAUCUUGACCACGAGCACGAGGAAGACGAUUACGACUCGUACGAUCGCAGUGAGGAAGACAGCUACGUUGAUCCGGUUCAUUCCGGUGCGCCUGGUAAUCGGCGCACGUACCCGCCCGGUUACGGGUUGCCUCACCUGAAGCAACAUCUUAACCAAGGGCACGAGAAUGUCGAGCAAAAGUUCCGCUACUAUCAACGGUUUGAUCGGCAGCGCCGCCAGGCACCGGUCAAGGAUGAAUCGGACCGGGCACUGGAGGAAGCACUCCGCUGUCACGCAACACGGUGCGCUAUCAUACACUGCAAGGCGGGACCGAUCGGUAAUAAGGAUGUGGCGUUCAUAGCGCUCCGUACGCGUGCCGUUGCCCAUACGUUCCACAAGCUGUCGGGGACGGAGUCGCUCUACUUUUCCACGAUGAAUGUCGCCCGGGUACUGAAGCUGCCGUACAUUGGGGAACCGAAGGACAAACCGAUCAAGACGCACGAGAUCAAGGUAUUGGCAUCGCCGGAACGGCUUGUCAAACCGGACGUGGUACCGCUCUGGAUUGUGGUACUGGCUGCCUGUGCCGGUGCGCUCAUACUUCUGCUGCUCAUAUAUCUACUUUCGAAGUGUGGCUUCUUCGAGCGCAAGCGUCCGACGGACUCGUCCGAACGGCAGCCAUUAAACCGAAACGGUAACUAUCAUGGCGACGAACAUCUGUGAGCUCUCUGCCCACAUUUUCUUC